GGAGUUUAAACAGCUGUUCUCAGAGCACUUCAGAAGCUGUCUAAGUUUAGAAAUGUGGUUCGGAGAAAUCAUCAGGUAAAAUUAAUAUUUCAGUGUAAUAUAUUUUGAUACUGAGUUUUUCAUUGCUAAGGUGAAUACAAAAUAUGGACUAGCAAUAAACACAGAAGUUUCUUAAAAAUUCAAAGCCCCACUUCAGCAAUUGUCGAACAUUAAUGGAAUGUUUGCACUCCUAGUGAUUCAAAGAAGACAGGCAAACUACCUGUUUCCUAUUGUGCUCAUUUGUCUUCUUGCAGAUGAUAAAUUAAUUUAAAUUACUAAUAAAAUACAAUUUAUAUAAUUGCUGUUAUAUAUAGUAGUACACUUGCUCACUGAUAAAUGGGGGAAACGUGCUUGAUGGUACAGGCCUCUUAAGAACCAACAAUUCUGAUUUUCCUUAUUGAUACUAUUUAGCUUUGCAGUGAUGUCCAGUCCCAGUUCAUUUUUCAGGAACUUAGACGCCAAUAGCCCCGCAGCGCUUCAGUGUUUUGUUUGCUUGUAGGAUUAAAAACAACUGCGGUUGGAUCCUUUGUUGCCUUGGUUCUCAGGUGGUGCUGCUCGUUUUCGGCUCAUCCAUUCCCAGGGAGAGGUAGGGAUUAGGUGCCUUCCAGGGAGAGACUGUGGUUGUGCUCGGCAUCAAGUGCAGCUCUGAAAGUGCCUAGUGUAGUGUGUGUUCAAAGAGGAUUUUAACUGUGUUCCUUACCCAGAGUCCAGUGAGCAGGGAGGGACCUUUGUACCUGUUUCUUCCGUGUGAAAACAGAAAAUACUCAAACUCGGAAAAAAAUGGCUCCUGAGAGCUGUCAUCCUUUGCUUUGCACCCUGAUCUGUAGUGUAGUGCUCAGCAUUUGUGGAACAGAAGGACAAAACAGCGCUGAGCCAGAAGUGACGAUUGCACUUGGACGGCUCAAAGGGAAGCAAGUGAACGUGAAGGGAACAGACAGACUUGUAAAUGUUUUCCUUGGAAUUCCUUUUGCAAAAGCACCUGUUGGGUCCUUGAGGUUUUCACCACCUGAACCACCUGAAGCCUGGAAUGAUCUGAGAGAUGCGACUUCCUACCCCCCUAUAUGUCCUCAAGAUCUGACAAUACUAAAAAAAGUUGAAAAAAACUUUAAAGAAAAACACCCUCCAUUCCAAACGUCUGAAGAUUGUUUGUAUCUGAAUGUUUACAGCCCAUCUGGUUCAGACACGAAGGACAAAUUACCUGUAAUGGUAUGGAUCCAUGGUGGCAAUUUUAUAUUUGGUGGGGCUUCUAGGUAUGAUGGUUCUGCCCUUGCAGCCUAUGAGAAUAUUGUCGUAGUAAUAAUUCAGUACAGGCUUGGACUUCUUGGAUUCUUCAGUACUGGUGAUGAACAUGCUCGUGGAAACUGGGCAUUUUUGGAUCAAGUAGCAGCUCUUCGCUUUGUCCAAGAAAAUAUUCAUCAUUUUGGUGGAGAUCCAGGAUCUGUCACACUCUUUGGUGUAUCAGCAGGAUCUUGCUGUGUUUCUGCACAUGUUUUAUCUCCUUUGUCUAAGGGUUUAUUUCAUAAGGCAAUAUCAGAGAGUGGAAUUAUGUUUACCCCUGGUAAAGAUUCACACAUCUCAGCAGAUCUUAAGAAAAUUGCAAAUACGUUUAAGUGUGAGGCAAACACUUCCCUCUCAAUAAUAAAUUGCUUAAGAAACCAGGAAGCAAAGGACAUAGUCUUUAAAAGUACGGAAAUCCCGUUUCUACCCUUAGUUUUGGAUGGAGUAUUUCUUCAUAAGUCAUCUGAAGAGAUAUUAUCUCGGAAAGAAUUUAAUGCAGUCCCAUAUAUGAUAGGAGUCACCAACAAUGAAUUUGGCUGGAAUAUUCGAUCUACAUCAACAAUGCCGGGUUUGAAGGAAGUGGGAAAUAGAAAGUCAAUCGCAUCAACUUUGGAGAUGCUGCGUCCAAUGAUAGGUAUAUCAUCAGAGCUUCUGCUUGUGGUAAUGGAUGAGUAUCUAGGAGACACAGAUGAUCCUGCUGAACUACGGGACCGAUUUUUGGACUUGCUGGGGGAUCUAGCAGUUAUUAUACCAUCCAUAAAAACACUGAACUACCAUAGGGAGUCAGGAGCUCCAACCUACUUGUUUGAAUAUCAACAUCGGCCAACUUUAUACUGGGAUAAUAAACCAGAUUAUGUGAAAGCUGAUCAUGGAGAUGAAGUUAGCUUUGUCUUUGGAGGACCAUUUCUGGCUGGUGACAUCCGCCUGCGCGAUGAAGUUACAGAGGAAGAAAAGAACCUUAGUAGAACUCUGAUGAAGUACUGGGCUAACUUUGCUCGAAAUGGAAAUCCAAAUGGGGAAGGUUUGGUUGAAUGGCCAUCUUACAACCUAAAUGAAGAAUACUUAGAGAUAAAUUUAAAACAAAAGAAAGCCAGUAAACUGAAAGAAAAGAAGGUAGACUUCUGGAGAAAGGUGAUAUUUGAAAAGAUCAAUAGUGAAAAAACAGAAAACAGGAAGGUUAAUUCAGAGUUAUAGUUUACAGACUAAACCUAUGCACAAUAGGCAUACUGUUAUGCCUAUUAAUUAUGUAUUAGGUAAUUAUGCCUAUUAAUUACAUAUUAAUUCCUGUUAUGCCAAAUUAAUUACGUAAAAUAUUUUUGAGGAUAAAAUAAUGUUUCUCUUCCUUUUUCUUUCCCCUUGUCACAUUUACAAAUAUUCACCAUAAUGAUUUCUAUUGAGCUGUUUCCAUUUUGUGAUCCUGGGUUCAUGUCCACAUUAGAACUCUCAUUUAUUAAAAGUAGUUACCAGGUUUCUCUCCUACUUGGGUUUUAUAUGUCUUUCCUAUGACUGAAGACAGAAUAUAGCAGC
Molecule: messenger RNA, 2844 nt
Organism: Nothoprocta perdicaria
Lineage: Eukaryota; Metazoa; Chordata; Aves; Tinamiformes; Tinamidae
Product: fatty acyl-CoA hydrolase precursor, medium chain-like
Exons: 13
Coding region: 820-2511 (563 amino acids)
Source: RefSeq, a predicted model, not a curated record